CCGCACCCGCUAUCUUCCAGCGCAAGAUGGAGAGCCUGCUGCGAGGAAUACACGGCGUACAAGCGUAUCUCGAUGACGUCAUUGUCUCGGAGAGAAGAAAGGAAGACAGGAGCGUGCUCAAGCAGGUGCUGCAGCGUUUCAAGGAGAACGGAGUCAAGCUGCACAGAGGGAAGUGUAACUUCUGGCAGGACGAAGUCUGCUAUCUCGGGCACCGCAUCAACAAGGACGGCCUACACCCUACGGAAAAGAACCUGGCGGCUAUAAUGGAAGCAAGGAGCCCGAAGAACGAAGUUGGAACUCACCGUAGCCCAGGGUUUGCUCUACUGGGGGCACCGGGUCGUCGUGCCACAGACAGCACGUGGAGCGAUGCUAAAAAUGCUGCACGAGACCCAUCAAGGAGCAUCGGCGAUGAAGGCGGUCGCGCGGACACUUCUUUGGUGGCCAGGGCUCGAUGGAACCCCGUAGCAAGCUGUGGCCCGGAGAUCCAGUUUGGGCCCGGAACUUCGGAGAAGGAGAAAGGUGGUUGCCAGGGACGGUAACUACAACGACCGGAGCAAGGAUGGUCUCAGUGGACACACCGUCGGGAGAAGUCCGACGUCACAUUGACCAGAUCCGUUUUCGAGAGCCGCUGGCACUCAAAGUACCAGGGACAGCGGCAAAGACAACGCAAGGCGCUCGACAAGAUGCAGUACAAGAUACAACACCUGCAGAACCAACCAUCAGCACCACCCAGCCGCCAGAGUUGCGAAGGUCAACCAGAGAAAGGAAGCCUGUAGAUCCCUAUAGCCCCUAGGGGGAAGGAAUGCUGUAUCAGAGCUGUGUCAUGACUCUUGGAAACUUUGUAUCAUCCUCCAAUGUACUUAUCAUUCUUAUCACCACCCUUUCUGUUUUGCACCCGAAGCAUCGGCUGCCUAUAUUAUCACGUCCCUGACAAUAAACGUUGUUCACAAGUCACAACCCAGCAUGUCUCCGUUCGGACGCGUCGUAGCAGACAGUGCACAUAAAUACACGUACGAAGCCGUUUUAGC
Messenger RNA from Ixodes scapularis (black-legged tick), 1028 nucleotides. RefSeq lists its product as uncharacterized. The coding region runs from base 27 to 539 and encodes 170 amino acids. The transcript is spliced from 3 exons. The record is from RefSeq and is a predicted model, not a curated record. NCBI's taxonomy places the organism in Eukaryota, Metazoa, Arthropoda, Arachnida, Ixodida, Ixodidae.